Astyanax mexicanus (Mexican tetra) is the source of this 953-nucleotide messenger RNA. RefSeq names its product cerebral dopamine neurotrophic factor (gene cdnf). The record is from RefSeq and is a predicted model, not a curated record. Gene Ontology annotation, biological process: dopaminergic neuron differentiation; neuron projection development. The transcript is spliced from 4 exons. The coding region runs from base 143 to 682 and encodes 179 amino acids. NCBI's taxonomy places the organism in Eukaryota, Metazoa, Chordata, Actinopteri, Characiformes, Acestrorhamphidae. Gene Ontology annotation, cellular component: endoplasmic reticulum.
GCUGCUACACAACCAAUGAAGAAGCUGCGCUGAAUUUAGAAACAGCUGAUGAUGGAAGCAGGUGGUCUGCUGGGUUUGGGAGCUGGAGCCCGGACCGAGCAGCAGUAGUGAACCGGUGAACUCGGAAUAAACUUUACCCGCCAUGUCUUUAACCAACACCGUCGCCGUCCUGUUACUGUCCUGGGGUUUCUGUACAGUUACCGAUGCAGAGGAAUGUGAAGUGUGUGUGGGGUUUUUGGAGCGCCUCUACAAGUCUCUGGUGGCCACUCAUAGGGAGCUGUCCUCAGCAUUCGUGGAGGAAGAGCUUAUGAAAGCAUGUGCUGAAGCAACAGGGAAGGAGAACCGGCUUUGUUAUUACCUUGGAGCCUCAAGUGAUGCAGCUGCCAAAGUGACAGGAGAGGUGAGUCGCCCCCUCAGUGCCCAUGUCCCGGUGCAGAAGAUCUGCCAGCGCCUGCAGCACAGAGACCAGCAGAUCUGUGAGCUACGAUACGAGCAACAGGUGCUGGACUGGAGCCGUGAGGCACUGUCAAAGAUGCGGGUCCUGGAGCUUAAGAGGGUGCUGGCUUCGUGGGGAGAGGAAUGCCGGGCAUGCCUGGAAAAGAGCGACCUUAUAGAUCUCAUCCAGGAGGUGGCCCCCAAACACAACACAGCACAGCCUAGGACGCAUUUGGAUGAGCUAUGAGAGCCCCCUCGUGCAGCUCCGUGCUGGAGACAUAUAUAAGUGCUGAGAUGAAAGGGGGACACUUUAGUCGGCUGCUGUUACAUGUUCUUAAGGUGUUUAGCUGAUUUUUGAUAUACUGUGAUCUGAAGAUGCUAUUAUUGGUGUACGAAAUUAGUGGUUUUAUUAUUGAUCUCAAGAACAUAGGCAGGAUCCUUUUUUUUUGGAAGCUUUAAAUGGUUCUGUGACCCACAUUUUCAUUUGGAAUAAACGGAGAAGACCUCCUGUACAUUUA